Cercopithifilaria johnstoni is the source of this 201-nucleotide messenger RNA. NCBI's taxonomy places the organism in Eukaryota, Metazoa, Nematoda, Chromadorea, Rhabditida, Onchocercidae. The record is from the annotation of a GenBank genome assembly.
AUGAUUAAACAAUUAAACAGAUGCGUUGUGGAAACACAUGUAUUGCAGAAAGUGUUAUGCAAGCGUCUCGAUGGCUUGAUAUCAAGAUGCGGCCCAACGCCUCCAGUUUUACCUUCGUUUAGAGAAAAUCCGAAAACUUGUGAGAAUCAAAAGCCAGAUGACUUUGAGUUGGGAAUUUUCAAGCCGGAUAUGCCACAUUAG